Molecule: messenger RNA, 6138 nt
Organism: Pseudoliparis swirei
Lineage: Eukaryota; Metazoa; Chordata; Actinopteri; Perciformes; Liparidae
Product: nesprin-2-like
Exons: 20
Coding region: 1-6138 (2045 amino acids)
Source: RefSeq, a predicted model, not a curated record
AUGGUUCAGGCCUGGGUAGAGACCACCGGACAGCAGCAGCAGCAGACUCAGGAGCAUGGAUGGAUACAGCAGCAAGAGCAACUUACCAGACAGAUGGAAGAAGAGCUGAAGCAGCAAGAACUCAUGCAACAGCAACCACAACCAGUGCACCAGCAGGGGUCAACGCAAACACUGCAGCAGCAGGAACACCCACAACCAGUGCACCCGCAGGGGUCAACGCAAACACAGCAGCAGGAACAACCACAACCAGUGCACCCGCAGGGGUCAACGCAAACACUGCAGCAGGAACAACCACAACCAGUGCACCCGCAGGGGUCAACGCAAACACUGCAGCAGGAACAACCACAACCAGUGCACCCGCAGGGGUCAAUGCAAACACAGCAGCAGGAACUACAAGUGGUGGAGCAACCGCAGCAGGUAGAAGUGCAUCAAUACCACGUUCAACAGCAGGUGGUAACAAACAGACCACCAUCAGAGAUCCAGGAGCAGCCUUCAUGUCAACAACCACCGGUAAAGAAGUCUCCUCUGAACUUCCAGGAGUUUCAUAGCAGAAAGACUCAGUCAAUGAAGAACCGACCCUGGCUUCAGAAGUCAGCUUCAGGAGAGCAGAAAACUCCAGAAAAGGUUUCCACUCAGAAAACCGUUCAGACGAGACCGACUCGGCCACAGUCAGACAGAGCGGCAUCGGUUCAGGUUGUUUCACAGCGCACGUCAACUGAGAAACAUGCAAAGGUCACAGAGCAUCCGCAACAACGGCAACCAAAACAAACGCGGCCUCAAAAUCCAAAGCUGCCGCAGCAACAACAACCGCGUCGAGCACAAUUGCUUCAACAACCAGAAGAACAGCCACAGCCUACUGAGAGACAGGCUCAACCAGAUUCCAAGGCUAAACCCGAGAAGCCUCGCCCACAGACGACUGCCCAAAAGCAGUCGCAACCCCAAACUGUGGUUCAGUCUAAAUCUCAGACGGAGGCGAAAGUGCAGUCUACAAGGUUGUCUGACAUUACCACAGAUGUUCAGCAACCACUGAAGUCCAAGUCCAAAACCGUAGGUCAGUCACAAACACAACAAGUUCUUCCACAGCCGCAUGGUCCCAUGAAGACGCAGUCAAUGACCAAGUCACAGACGCAACAACAGCUCCAGGUUCAGACUCAGUCCGAAACACAUGUCCCAGCUGGACCUCAGCCGUCAAUGCAGCCACAGAGUCUAGCCCAUGGCCCAGCUGUAGCUCAAAUGCAGACAUGGGGUCAAGUCAGACCUUGUUCCCCUAUGCAGGCUCCACUGCGGGGCCAAAUUCAGCCUCCAGUGCCAUCCCAUAUUCAGCUCUGUAGUCAUCCGCAGUCAUGGGCCCCUGUCGAGCCACCCACCCCUAAGACGGUGGUCCAGGCUCAAACCCAUCCUCAAACUCAAGUUAGAGUAUCAUCCCCAAUGUCUGUCCAGCAGCAUCUGCAAGGUUCAGCACAACCUCCACCUCCCCAAGGAUACCCCCAGAGCCAGUCCCCAUCCCGGCACUGGACACCCAAACAAGAGCCACAAAACCAACCCAUUGCCCAGCAGAGACAACCAAUUCCUCAAACCUACCCUCAGCAAAUAGGCCCAGAUCCACAGUCUCAGGCUUAUCCAGCAGUUCAGGCUAUGCCGCAGUGUCUCCAGACUGGGCCCCAACAAGGACCUCAGGUCGGGCCCCUCGGCUAUUCUCAAAUGGGACCAUUGUAUACUCGGCCUCAAAUGCAAGCACAAACCCAACCCUGGGCUCAAACUCAACCUCAAAUUAGAGCCCAGACCUCCAUGCAACAACAAUCUCAGAUGAGUACUCAGAAUCUGCUUCAGAUCCAGACGCAGCAAGGACAAGUUCAGCAACAGCCUUGGGUUCAGCCCCAGACUCAUCCCCAGCUUCAAUCUCAGCAAUUUUCACUGAUUCAGCAUCAAACUCAGCGCCACCCUGCACCUCAGAUGCAAGCUCAAAUACCUCUUGAAUUGCAAUCACCUAAUCAAGCCUAUCCUCACCUUCCUUCUCAGCUCCAACCCCAGCUGCAGGCACAGACCCAAACACACAUCCAGACGCAGUCAUCGGUAUCAGGAAAGGCCCAGACUCAGCAGCCUCAGCUCAAUCUUCAGUUCCAGCAGCCCAAACAUCAGGCCCAGCUCCAACCAACGAUUAAGUCACCAACUCAACCCAAAGUUGAAGCACUUCAACAAUUCAAACCUCUGGCCCUGUUGGCACCACAAUCAGGGGUUCAAUCACAAACUCAAUCUCAGGUUCAGUCACCAACCCAACCCAAGGCAGAAUCACUGCCUCAGCUACCUGAGCCCCAGUUGUCACCUCAACCCAUGGCUCAGUCACCAAUCAAGGCUAAAGCUCCACCACAGGCCCAGACAGGACCACUACCUGAAGCUCAAUCAGCAACUCAACCCAAGGUUCAGUCUCCAACCCAAACCGAUGCCCAAUCACCACCACAGAUCCAGUCCCCCCCACAGGCCAGACCUCAAGCCCAACCACCGUCUCCUCUGCAGCCCAAAGUUCAACAGCCCCAAACGGUUCCCCUCUCCCAGGUCAAUGUGCUGCCUCAGUCUCCGGCCGAGUCACCAGACCUGUGCUUCAUACCUCCGCCACUGGCCCAGGCGCCUCCCCAGGCCUACACGGAGGCCUACGCCAAAGCCCAGGCGUUAGCCAGAAACGGCUUUGAGGAGGCCAAGCACUGUCUGCAGGAGCACAUCCUGGAAACCAUCAACGUGUUCAAAGACAAGUGUGUGUCUGCCGAGCAAGCCUCAGUGAAAGAGGAGACUCUGAAGACCCUGGACCCGGAGCUGCUGGAGGAGUUCCUGAGAGCAGCCAAGGGCAUGGGGGCCUUCUGCACCCCCCCCCAGCUCAGGGACAUGGAGUCCUUCACCCAGUCCGUCCGGACCCAGUGGGAGGCUUGCUUCUCGGCGGAGGGGAGCUUCGCCCAGGCGGGGCAGCACCUCGAGGCCCUGAGGGAGCUGUGUGACACCCUGAGCCCCGAGGACGCCCACCGCCUGGCCCAGACGCAGCUCAGGGAGUGUGAGACCAGGCUGGCCGCCAUCCAGCGGCAGUUCAGCGGAGAUCAAGUCGCGCAGCCGCUGCCUGAUCCCAGGAUUCCCGUUGCCUUCACUGAAGAUGUGAGCGCACGGAAGGAGCCCACCAGGCCUCAGGUCUCAGCUGAGGUUCCUCCAGCGACAGUGAGGACAGUCGGCGUGGACAGGAGGGAGGUUGAAAAGCAGCCGACCGGAGAAGACGACGCCACCAAGAAAGAAACUUUAGAAAGAUAUGAGAAUUGUAAGAAGUCUCUUCAAACCCGACUGGCUAAAAAUGACCAGAGCAUUAAGGACGUCCCCUCGGACUCGGUGUCUCUGAAAGGACUCCACACCCGGCUCCAGGAAAUACAGUUCUUGAGGCAGGAGACGGAGUCUCUGUGGUCCGAGUACUCAAACCAGUGCUCCCAGUUGAGCGGCACCACUAACCUCGACCAGGAUCAGGCGGAGCUGAGGGAGCAGUGGCGUGGCCAGCAGUCCAAACUCCAGAGCCGGGGCAGCUCGCUGGGCGCCGCCCUCCGACAGAUCGACUCCACCGAGAACCACAUGGUGGACUUCACGGACCGCCUGGACCGCUACCUGAGGCAGCCCAAAGACAUCACGGCCUUCACGCUGGCCAACACCAACAUCCUGAAGGACAUCAAGGAGCUGGAUGACAACAUCCAAAGCGAGCUGGACCAGCUGGCCCGUCUAGACCCCGAAUCCAGCGAUCUGGACCCCAGAGACUGCCUCCCUCUGUCCCGGGAGGUGGAGACCCACAGAGCCAGCCUGGAUCAGCUCCGACAGCAGGUCCGGAAGAGCGAGGCCGCCGGCCGCGCCCUGGACCGCUUCCUCAUGUCCCUGCGCACCGUGGACGAAGACGUCUCCGGGGUGCAGGGCGCCCCCUGCAGCGACGCCGCGGUGCUGCAGGACUGUCGCUCCAAGCUGGCGCUGAUCCGGCAGGGCGUGGACAGCCUGAAGGAGAAGGCGCCGCAGCUGGACGUGCUGCUGCAGGGCGCCCGGCUCACCGUCACCAGGGAGGGGGUCCCGGCCUCCUGCCUGGACAUGGUGACCGCCCUGCUGCUCCGGCUGCAGGAGGCGGACGGCGGGCUGGUCGGCCAGCAGCGGGGCCUCCACAAGGAGACGCAGAGCAAGUCCCUGGGCCUCAGGAAGAGGGCGCUGCAGCUGGAGCUGAGGACGCUGCAGGAGACCAUCGAGGCUCAAGGCCUGAAGGAGCCCACCGCGCCCGCCGUGCAGCACAGGCUGCGGGCGCUGUUGGACCUGGAGGCUCAGCUGCAGACGCAGCACACCGAGCUCCAGAACCUCCGGGAGCUCGAGGAGAAGCAGGGAGGAGGAGAGCACCUCCUGGAGGAGCUGGAGGCCCAGUGGACGGAGAUCCAGAGCGCUUUUUCUGACCGGAAGGAGCAGAGCGGCGUCCUGCUGGAGCUGCUGAAGACCUUCCAGAGCUGCCGCCUUCAGAUGAGCGGCGCCGUGCAGAAGGCGGAGCACGCCAUCGGGGACCAGGCGUCCUACCUGAGCAAAGACAACCUGCAGAGGAGCAUCACUCGGGUCCGUGAGAUCAAGGAGGGGCUCGGGGGUGUCGGGCUGCACAUGGAGGUGAUGAGGGCCGUGUGCAGACAGCUGCAGGUCCAGCUGAAGAAGAGUCCCGCCUGCAGCGAGCCGCCCUUUGAGGCCGAGGCCGACGCGCUCACCGACAGCUGGCUGGACAUGACGGAGAAGACGGACGCCUACCUGGACAACCUGCAGGUGGCGCUGGAGCUGUGGGAGAAGCAGCUGCUGCUCGGGGAGGAGCUGGACGGCUGGGCGGGGGCCACGCUGGCCACGUUCGCCGAGAGCCACCCCUUCAACAGCGAGGAGCAGGUCCUCGCCAUGAGGGAUGACAUCCAGACCAAUCAGGAGCACCUGGAGCGCUUCCACAGGAAGUCAGGAGAGAUCCAGACCAUGCUGCAGAGCCCAGAGGAGCCACUGGGGCUGCAGCUGACAGAGACCCAGCUGAGGAAGAGGAUGGAGCAGGUGAAGGAGCUGUUCUCCGACUGCGCCGACGUCUUCGAGGAGCUGUUGGCCGUGAGGAAGCACCUGGAGGAGAAGAUGGAGGCGUGCCGCUCGGCGGUGGAGAGCAUCCAUCGCUCCGUCGGCCGAGUGGACGCGUCGCACGCAGCGUUCGGAGAGCAGAUACAGCGAGCCUGUGCCGCCCUGGAGGCCCAGGAGCAGCAGGCCGAGGCGGCGCUCGGCGAGGUGGCCGAGGUCUCCCGGGUGGCGAGCCCCCGGCUGCUGGAGGGUCUCUGUGAGGCCGGCAGCCGGCUGCAGGACGCCAUCACACACACCAGAGACCUGAUCCACCUGAAGAGGGAGGAGGAGGACAAGGGCGUCCUCAAGGUCAUCUCAGAUGAGAGGCAGUCCUUUGAGUCGUGGUUCCAGGACCUUCAGCUGUCGGUCAGCGAGUGCUUCGAGCUCCCAGAGCGUCGAGAGGACGUAGAGACGAGCCUGCAGAGACUCUCCGGCUUCUUGAAGUCCAAGGAGGCAGAGCGACGUCUGCAGCAGCUGAAGGAGCAGCUGGAGAGAGGAGGCCCGCGGGUUCCUCCUGAGGAGCGCUCCGAGCUCAGCGCCUGGCUGGCGGAGCAGCAGGAGGAGGUGCAGACGUUCACGGCGCAGUGCCUCAACAGGCAGAGCCAGAUGCAGCCGCUCCUCAGAGACCUGGACAGCCUGCAGGAGGAGCAGCAGAGCUUCAGCCAGUGGCUGCAGGAGCAGGAGGAACAGGCGGGGGAGGCCCACCACGUCAAGCUGCUCACAGGCCUUCAGGCCCACAGCGGCCGAGCGGAGAGCCUGGAGCGUCUCCUGGCGUCAGUGCGGCGUGAAGGCGUGAGAGCUGAAGGCCUGAAGGACGGAGACGACCUGCUGCAACGCUACAGGAAGCUGCAGAGCCAGAGCGCCCUAGAGGCGGAGCUAGAGGCGGAGCUGGACCGGUUCACCGGCCAGGCCGAGGCCACCAGGACCUGGAUAGCCGACCUUGUUCGACCCCUCGCCUCCAAAGAUGGAGACGCCCAGAAAGAGGAGAGGAAGCACCAAGCGCAGACAAAGUCCACUUGA